Messenger RNA from Phytophthora infestans T30-4, 573 nucleotides. RefSeq lists its product as uncharacterized. Bases 1 to 573 code for a protein of 190 amino acids. The transcript is spliced from 3 exons. The record is from RefSeq and is a predicted model, not a curated record. NCBI's taxonomy places the organism in Eukaryota, Oomycota, Peronosporomycetes, Peronosporales, Peronosporaceae.
AUGGAGAAGGCAUCCCCUCCGUCGAGCACCCUGGCGCUGCUAGUGGCACUGUGCCCGUGUCUGUUCUACUUCAUUUGCUCGCUGGCCAUGAAUCUUCUCACAAAGACGCUAGUAACGACGUUUCAGUGGCGCUUCGUCUACACUUUGGGCGCCAUCCAGAGCAUCUUCACGCUCACAAGUCUCACGUUGCCGUCGACUGUGCGGUUCACUGGCAUUAAACAGCAGUCUAGCGGUGAGCCUGCGAAGCACAAGCAUCAACGUGUAAUUUACGGUAUACGCGUGUUGCUUCCAUUGAUGGCUCUACAUUUGAGCAACAUGCUGCUGGGCUUCGCGAGUCUGCAGGUGGUGAACCUGCCCAUGUACUUGGUUCUGCGUCGAUUGACAACCAUUACGGUCUUGCUGAUCGAGUGGCUUGUGCUGGACAAGCUCGUGAUCCUCAACAGCAUCGCCGGUGCAGUGUGUUGCUCCCUGCUUGGAUUCGCCUUUGAACGCGACGAGGUGCUGGAAUUUCCUCACUUCAAUGAUCCGCGUUUUGUCUCUGGAAUGGUGAUCAUGUGUACAUGUAGUACGUGA